Gasterosteus aculeatus aculeatus (three-spined stickleback) is the source of this 2814-nucleotide messenger RNA. RefSeq names its product calcium homeostasis modulator family member 5, tandem duplicate 1 (gene calhm5.1). The record is from RefSeq and is a predicted model, not a curated record. Lineage: Eukaryota; Metazoa; Chordata; Actinopteri; Perciformes; Gasterosteidae. Gene Ontology annotation, molecular function: monoatomic cation channel activity. Gene Ontology annotation, cellular component: plasma membrane.
UGGAUUUGCCGACCAUCCAGGGAGCCGACAAUCUUGUGAGCACUCGGGAGGCCGAUUUAAGCAUUGCACUGAUCCUGACUGGAUGAUGGCGGCAGUUAAGGUUGAGAGAUCGCCAGGAGUUAUCCCAGGCAGGGCAUACAUAUUUUAACCGUGUGCACCUGAAACCGAAAUUGUCGAUGACAAUUAGGACACGCAGUGUGUGAAACAAAAAACUCUCCGUUCUUUUAGCAAUAUAAUGAUACAAAGGAUGACAAGACAAAGCAGUUGGCAAUGCGAAUAAAAGCAGAGCGGUGAUUUCAAACAAACAGCAGCAACAGAGAGGCAGAUGGUAAAACUGAUUCAUGCCAGCAAUAUCUGCCCACAAUUCAUUUCUAUGCAAAGUUUCAUCAGGAAAUGGGUCAACUUCACCACUUCCUGUACAGGACACGUGCAAUAAAAUUAAAGUUACUAUGAGGAACCUUUAACUGGUUAUACCAGUCUGAAGAUAUCAGAAUAUAUUUUGUCAGUGAGGUUGGCGGUCGUUAUUUUAAUGCUUGCAGGUUGAAUUCUGCACCAAAUCAGACCAAAUAAAAUUCAAGUUUCACUUUGAAACUGGUUUAGCUCAGACUCAGGCAACCUUAUGCGGGACUCAGAUCUGGUUUUGCCUUUUCAUUUAUUUGUGAUGACCUUGCUGAUGGCGUUGCCGUAGAAGCAGCAGAUGCAGAAUCUUAACCAUUUCCUGUUUAAUGCUGUCAGAGUAGUCGCUCUUAUGGGAAUGGAACAGAGAGAAAACAACAACCCAAGAGCAUGUGAUCACUUCCUCGGCCCACUCUGCUGCUGAUGCGUUCUGCCUCUCUGCAGACAAUUGUAUCUAUGGCAACGUUUCAAAACGUUGAACGAAGGCUCUCGUUCUUCAUGGAUUUUUUUGUGCCUGCAGGUUUUUUUCCCCCCUUUUUUGCACAUUCCGACAUUCCAGAUGAGGAACUGAAAAUGUUCUCUUUGCUGAGACUUUGUUGUGUUUAAUGACUGUGUGCAAAAAGAGAAACAAAUCCAGUUGUCCUACUCGUUUUAUGUUGAUUAACCCGCAACCUGCUCCGUAUAAAAGUGAAUAGAACCCGAAGCAUGACAUUGUCUCCGCCCGUUUGGUGUCUUUGUGUUUGCUGUUUGUUUUGCCGGCAUGUACUAGUUUCAGGGUGCAUUCAAAGCAAGUACUUUUAAAAAACCAGACCAGCAGCAUUGGUUUUGGUUUAGCGAUUGCCUCAACACAGUGAGAGCUGCAGGAGGAAGCUUGUAAAGGGGAAGGGGGGGUUAAUGUGGACAGAGAAACGUAAGGAAACAGAGAAACGGAAGUGGUGAAGCUGUAACUGCUUUACCGUUGGAUGUUCUCCCUUUAGAGUAGGAGUAGAGAAAGAGGCGCUCGGUGUGAGCGAGUGUCAGAUUGAUAGAGGAGGAGCCUAAAGGGAAGACAGGCGGCCAAAGGGAGGGGCACAGACAGGGUUUUGUCCUCCGCAGAAGAAGAGGGCAGGACAGGAAAUCACUGCAGACGCUCAACCUCUUCACUCGUGGCAUUGUGUCCAAAACGUCCCCGCCGGCACCAUGGAUAGCUUCCAGACCGUCCUGCGUUUCUUCAUGAACCAGAAGGCCACCAUCGGCUACAGCUUCAUGGCUCUCCUCACAAUAGGCGGGGAGCGAGUCUUCUCUAUGGUUUCCUUUUCCUGCCCGUGCAACCACGAUCAGAACUUUGCCUACGGGCUGACUUUCCUGCUGGGCCCGGCGGCGGUGCUGCUGGUUCUGGGCCUCUUCUUCAACGGCCGGCUGUGGAGGCUCUACACCGGAUGCUGCCUCAAUCCCAUGAAGCUGUGCCCCCGGGGGAACUGCUUCGGCUGCCUCAGGGCGUUCGCGAGCAUCUUCACGGGCGCCUGCGUGGCCCCUGUGAUGUGGCUCUCGGUGGCCCUGCUCAACGGGACCUUUUACGAGUGCGCCGUCAGCGGCCUCGACGAAAACGUGGUGGUGGAUCUGUUCUGUAAAAACAAGACCAUGAAGUGUCGGGAGGAGCUCGCCCGUGUGCCCUGUGACCGGUCCACACUGUCCAAAGAUGAGCGCAUGGAGCUGCUGCUGAUGUUCAGGGCCCAGUCACAGAUCCUGGGCUGGUGCAUCAUCAUCUUGGCUGCCUUCGGGGGCCUCGUCGGCACCUGCUGCACAAACUGCCGCUCCAAAGUCAGCUACCUGCAGCUCACGUUCUGGAAGCGCUACGUGGAGAAAGAGAAGGAGCGCUUCGACAGCUUCGCGCUGGACUACGCCACCAAGCUGGCCGAGAGGAACCUGCAGAGCUUCUUUGAGAACAAGGACCCCGAGGAGUUCCCUUUCCCCAGCCACAAGGCGUGGGAGGAGAUCUCGGCACACUACACCUUCUCCAGGAGCGAGCAGUGUUACAGCACCCUGCAGCAGUACGUGGAGAAGACACACCGGGACGUUGAGAAGAUCCCCGUAUUGGACUCGGAGCAUGGAAUAGAGAUGCGCUGAGAGAGGGCGAGCUUUGUGUCCUUACAGAGCCAGCCGUUCAGAAUGUUACUCACACGAGUACAAUGGUACAUCUUUCUCUAAGCACAUGAACUAAUGAACUAAUGAAGGACAAAAACACCACUAUUUUAUACACACUGGCACUCUGUAAGACUGCAUGUAUUUAGGCGUCUUGCCACUAACACGCCGUAAUUCAUUAACUAACUCAUUUAGUUCAAGAAGCUGCAGUCACUAAACUGAAGACACAGAGACCUUGUUUUUACGUGAUGAAAAAUGAAUUCAAAUGUGGAAAAAAAUAAAUUUAUUACGCAUCAA